AUGGUUCGUCAAACUCCCUUUGGUUGUGACCAGAAGCUUGAGUUCGGCUUGAAAAUUGUAGAAAAAAGCAUUGAUGGCAAGAAUGUGAUUGUUCUCCAAUGCAAUUUUUGUGUUUUUAAUGGGAGGGAUACUCGCGAGGAAGCCGACAUCAAGCGCAAACGCAUCGCAAACAUCCACUUAUUUUGUUCAUUGUUUCGCUUAGAAUUUACUGAACAGAAGCAUAAGUUCUUCGACAAUAAGAAGCGAUCAAAAAUUCAUGCAUAUGUUGACACCACCAAGAAGAGCAUCACGUUCGAUAUUUGCAAUAUUGCGACUGUCAACGAAUUAAUUGGCGAUUUGUUCUUCAAGCAUGAUUUUGACGAAGACAAUGAAGAGAGCAAACUGAUCUCGAAGACUACGGCUCUCAAGCUUUUUUGCCCCAUAUUUGAUUGCGAUGAUAUGAAAGAAGAAGAUGGAGAUGCUAAUGAAGAAGCUGAUCAGGGUGUCCAGCGCGUCGGUUUGUCGUUCAAACAGACGGCCGCCGUUAUCACGGAGCACCGCAAUCGCACCAAGAAUGCUUAG
This is a messenger RNA of Marchantia polymorpha subsp. ruderalis, 561 nucleotides long. Lineage: Eukaryota; Viridiplantae; Streptophyta; Marchantiopsida; Marchantiales; Marchantiaceae. The record is from the annotation of a GenBank genome assembly.